Eutrema salsugineum is the source of this 564-nucleotide messenger RNA. RefSeq names its product WAT1-related protein At3g28130-like. Gene Ontology annotation, cellular component: plasma membrane. Gene Ontology annotation, molecular function: transmembrane transporter activity. The record is from RefSeq and is a predicted model, not a curated record. Lineage: Eukaryota; Viridiplantae; Streptophyta; Magnoliopsida; Brassicales; Brassicaceae.
AUGGAAUCUACGCAGAAAAAAUUCAAAGAAAGGAGCGGUGUAGCCAAAAUGGUGGGGACAAUUGUAUCACUGAUUGGUGCACUUGUGGUGGUGCUCUACCACGGUUUACGUGUCUUCACCGUCGUUUCUCCUUCGUGUCCACAACUCCGUCAGCUUUCUCCGGCGUUAUUAUCAUCAAACUCCGAUUGGAUUCUUCUAGCCAUCAAAGACACUCUCCUUUCUGUUGCUUUCAUCUUCCAGGCGCAUAUAAUGAAUGAAUAUCCAGCAGCAUUCACGGUCUCUUUCUUCUAUUUUGUAUUUGCUUCAAUCUUCACCUCGUUAAUGGGACUCGUAACAGAAAAGAAUAGCCCAAGCAUAUGGAUCAUUCGAUUUGAUAUUACAUUGUUUUGCAUAUUAGUCGAGGACCUCGAGUACACAAUUCAUUUGUGGGCCGUACGUAAUAAAGGACCUGGUUAUAUUUGGACCUUUGUCGAUAUUAAUAGCAGUGAAUCAGUGAUCAUGGGAGCGACUUUUCUCGGCGAUUCUCUUUAUCUCGGAACACACUUGAAAAAGAUGAGGCUAUAA